This is a messenger RNA of Cotesia congregata, 1084 nucleotides long. NCBI's taxonomy places the organism in Eukaryota, Metazoa, Arthropoda, Insecta, Hymenoptera, Braconidae. The record is from the annotation of a GenBank genome assembly.
AUGAUCGCCACCACAGCUAUUGAGGUCAAAGAAAUUUUGUUUAUCAUAAAUAAAUUGUUAUUAUUACUGCUGUCUAAUAAUUUGAAGGAUAUCAUCGAUACCGAUAAUAAUACCUUGUGGAAAAUAACAGAUAAAUAUUGCUAUAAUCAUAAUUGUUAUUAUCAACGAGACUCAUUAGUCAGUGGAGCUAAAAGUGGUGAUAAAAAUGCGCAACGAAAUAACAGCUGCUGUACUAUUUUUAGUACAGUUGAUCGAAAAAAACGAAAAAUUUAGUCCUGAUCAGUUGGACUGCUUUCGACGCCGGUUGAUAGAGCUGCUGACCGAGCGGUUCAAAAAUCACUGGUUCCCGGAUAAACCCUUCAAAGGACAGGGGUACAGAUGUAUACGAGUGAAUGGUAACAGUCGGAGGGAUGCGACGUUGGAGAGUGCUGCUAGUGCUGCUGGUUUCAAGUACGAAGAUUUGUCAUUACCUGUUGAACUUACUCUAUGGGUAGACCCUCACGAGGUAUGCUGCCGCUUUGGCGAGAAUAAAGGAUCAUAUUGUACUCUGGCUUCCUUUGAUAACAACAGUGCUAAUCAUCUUCACGAUAUCGACGGCUCUGAGAAGGAAAACAAAUUUUUUCAAGGAUCUAAUCAGAAAAAUAUCUCAAAUGUUGGUACGGAUCAAGUAAAACCAAAGCCACUGAGUUCAUCUAAUCAAAAUCAUCAGCAGUCAAUUAACAGUACCAAUAACAAUAAUACUAGCACUACUACUUCUUCAACGACAAGUACCAAUGCAACCAAUAAUAAUAACAACAACCACAAUAACGGACCAGGUAGGCGUCGUCAUUUGAUAAAUAGUCCACGACCACAUCUGUCACGUAACCGUUCGUGGUUCAACCAUUCAUUCAACAUGGGUUACGGUCCUCAUCCAAUGAGCCAACCCUGGUACAACGUAAUGCCACCUCACACUUUCCUGGGUGGUCCAUCUCCGCCACCAUUCGUCGGUCACAGAGGUAAUAAAUGGAUCGCGCAUCCUCCUUCUUACUCUGCUGGACCUACUCGUUUUCAUCACUGGUCUCCAAAAGCUGCUCUCAAAGUUUAA